GCGUCCGGGACUGUCACCUGGCUGCCGGCGUCGGGCCGCUCCGGUGACGGCCGGAGCGCGCCGGGACGGGGCCGGUUUUGUUGGAGGGUCUGGAGGCCAGUGGUGCCGGCAGCGAGGAAGGCGCGGCCGGGAACCCAAGACGCCGUCAGCGGAGACUGCGGGCCCCCUGCCGGUCCCCGGCCUCAGUUUCCCGAGGUGUGGCGUGGGAAUCACUCGAGCCACGUGCUCUCUGGCCCCCGUGCCGCCCCACCGCGGCGCCCUUGGCAGAGGGGAGAGUGAGGCCCGGCACCAGGACGCCCGCAUCUUUCUACAGGUUCCGAUGGCGGCAGUGGCACAGACAGACUCAGCGCAGGGAGGGAAGCCUGCGUCUAGGCGCUUCUGGAACUGAGCUACUCGACCGGCAGAGGCAUGUGUGCUUGAAAGAGCAGGUGGAGGAGUUAAGACUAUUCCGAGAGCACCAGGAGAGUGGACUUGUUGCUGUUUUAUAAGGGUCUGAUGGCUUUUGAAGAUGUGGCUGUGUACUUCUCCCGAGAGGAGUGGGGGCUCCUGGACACAGCCCAGAGGGCCUUGUACCGCCGUGUGACGCUGGAGAACUUCGCACUCCUGGCCUCACUGGGACUCUCUGUGUCCCGACCCCGUGUGGUCAUCCAGCUCGAGCGUGGCGAGGAGCCCUGGGUUCUCAGUGGGACAGAUGUGACGUUGGCCAGGAAUGCCCAAAGCAGGCCUAGCAUUGGUUGCUCUCCUCCAGCAGCGGACAGAGAUGUUUCUGGAAAAGCAGCCCUGCCUGGGCCCUUGCAGGAGGGCCCUCCCCUGGCAGCUCCCAGGGCCCUCCCCACCACUGGUGCCUGCCAGCGUGGGAAAAGCCUGGAGGGCCGCGGCAGCAUCUCCCCGCAUCGGGAGAGGAAACCCACGGGGGUGUCUGUGAUCUACUGGGAAAGGCUCCGGCUGGGCCCCGGGGGCAGUGAGGCGGGGGUGGGCCUGCGGCUGACCUCUUCCCUGCGGGCCCCACCUGGAGAGAAGGCCCUGGCCGACCGGCCCCCGCUGGGAAGGCAGCCCCGGGCAUCCGAGCGGCAGAAGCCUUGGGCCCACGAGGCCCCCGGCAGAGCCUUCCUGAGCGGCCCGGGUGCUCUGGGCGGCCGAGGAAUGGGUGUGGCCUGGCGCGAGCCUCCGAGACUGGCUGCCGGGCCGGAUCCCCCGGCCUGGGCCGACCUGGGCGAGGCCCUGCCCGCCGGCCCGGGCCUCCUUCCCGGGGAGAAGCCCUUUGAGUGCAGGGCGUGCAGCAAAGUGUUCGUGAAGAGCUCGGACCUCCUGAAGCACCUGCGCACCCACACCGGCGAGCGGCCCUACGAGUGCGCACAGUGCGGCAAGGCCUUCAGCCAGACCUCGCACCUGACGCAGCACCAGCGCAUCCACAGCGGCGAGACGCCCUACAGCUGCCCCGCCUGCGGCCAGGCCUUCCGGCACAGCUCCUCUCUGGUGCGGCACCAGCGCAUCCACACGGCCGAGAAGGCCUUCCGCUGUGCCGAGUGCGGCAAGGCCUUCAGCCACCGCUCCAACCUCAGCCAGCACCGCAAGAUCCACGCGGGAGGCCGGCCCUACGCCUGCGCGCGCUGCGGCCGUAGCUUCUGCCGCAACUCGCACCUGAUCCAGCACGAGCGCACGCACACGGGCGAGAAGCCCUUCGCCUGCGCGCUCUGCGGGGCCGCCUUCAGCCAGGGCUCGUCGCUCUUCAAGCACCGGCGCGUGCACACGGGCGAGAAGCCCUUCGCCUGCGCGCAGUGCGGCCGCGCCUUCAGCCACAGCUCCAACCUCCGGCAGCACCGGCUGCUGCACACGGGCGAGCGGCCCUUCCGCUGCAGCGACUGCGGCAAGGCCUUCGCCAAGGGGGCCGUGCUGCUCAGCCACAGGCGCAUCCACACGGGCGAGAAGCCCUUUGUAUGCGCGCAGUGCGGCCGCGCCUUCCGCGAGCGCCCGGCCCUCUUCCACCACCAGAGGCUGCACACUGGCGAGAAGCCGCCGCGGAGGCCCAGUGCAGGCCCGCGCCCCCAGGCCAGGCCUCCUGCAGGGGCCUCCCCGGAGGGCGCGCUGCGGAGGGAAGCCAGGCCCGCCGCCUCCUCAGGCCCAGCCGCUGUUGCAAAGACAGCUGAGGCCUGAGGUAGCAGCCCUGGCCGACCUCGCCUGUGGUGAUUCCGUCUGUGGCUUCAGGGCCCCUGGCCUCUGCACAUGCACGCUUUGGAGAAGCCCUGCGUGUGCGCACCACUUCCGCCUGCACGUGGUGUCGAGACUGGCCGCUCGUCAGCAGCAGCUUGCGCCUCUCUCCCCAAGAGGUCAUCCUGCAGGAAGGUCGGGGCGGCCAGCAUGGUGGUGCCGGAUCCUGCAUGUUUUGACCGUAAGCUUGAAUGGGAAGGGCCAGGGUGGGGUGGAGGCAGUUCUGAGAAAUUUCUGAGGUUUACACACAAACUUUGGGGUUUGUAUGUAACACCCCAACUCCCAGGAUAUCCCGCCCACCCCCAAGGCCUCCAUUCUUCCAAGGCUUCCUGGGAGCAGGCGCAGUGCACAGAAGUCAUGGGGGGCAGGUGCUGGCUCGGCCAGGUGGCUGGGCCCUGAGCCUCAGCGCCCGGGUCUGGGCAAGAGUCGGGCCUGCAGAGGGGGUCCGCGCCGGGCAGGCCUGACCUGGGUGAGGGCCAGUAGGUGUCAACCGCCAGUCCCAGUGCUGAGUGCGGCAGGGUUUCUCCUGACAGCUCUUGUGAAGGGGCUGAGAAAACAGGCACAGAGGGGCUGGGAGCUGCACACAUCAGAGCCGCUGACCCAGCAUCUGGGAAGCUCACCACCUUCCUCGCAUACUUAGCCUGCCAGCUGUGAGGGCCAGGUGAAGCCUGCGUGGCCCCUGCAGUUGGCAGACCCCAAGGAGCUGGAGGCGGAAGGUUCUCGGGUGGGAGGGGAGGACAAAGACUGAGCGUGAUGGUUCCCCAGCUGUGCUUGUUCACUCAGAUUGUGGUCCAGGUCUCAGCAUCGGCUGUGUCCCGUUGCCGCCAAAGUCAGCAUUACAGGAGCCUUUCCGUCCCCCUACACUAUUGAGGGGUGAGCUUAACAACAGGUCAGAGGGGACAGGAUGGGGCAGCAUGGUUCUGUGUCGUCGAGUGGCCAUGUGCCUUCCUGUUGUUCCUCCCGCAUUGGAAGGAGGACUUGCCAUUACCUAAGGCUCUGUGUGGUGCCCUCCCAGGGUGACUCCCCCGAGUGACAUUCCCCACGCGGUGGGGACAAUGAGUCAGACAGGUGGGGUGGUGCCCAGUUGGUGUCCUGUGGCCUCGACCUUGGGCUUCAUCCCCAGGGGACUUAAUGGUCUUCUUACUGGGAGGGAAAGACUGGGAGAAGUUAAUCUCAGAGUCGAUAAACAUUGUAAACUUUUGCACAGCACUGCUUAGGUCCACAGCCUCCGCCUCCAGGUUAUGGUUCAGAAGGUUUUAACAAGAUAAGAGUCCAGAGAGGCUCCCUAAUAAAGGUUUCUUUUCAAAAACA
Molecule: messenger RNA, 3519 nt
Organism: Phacochoerus africanus (Common warthog)
Lineage: Eukaryota; Metazoa; Chordata; Mammalia; Artiodactyla; Suidae
Gene: ZNF324
Product: zinc finger protein 324
Exons: 5
Coding region: 496-2154 (552 amino acids)
Biological process (GO): regulation of transcription by RNA polymerase II
Cellular component (GO): nucleus
Molecular function (GO): RNA polymerase II cis-regulatory region sequence-specific DNA binding; DNA-binding transcription factor activity, RNA polymerase II-specific
Source: RefSeq, a predicted model, not a curated record